Molecule: messenger RNA, 1147 nt
Organism: Malania oleifera
Lineage: Eukaryota; Viridiplantae; Streptophyta; Magnoliopsida; Santalales; Ximeniaceae
Product: probable E3 ubiquitin-protein ligase RHY1A
Exons: 4
Coding region: 375-995 (206 amino acids)
Biological process (GO): ubiquitin-dependent protein catabolic process
Molecular function (GO): ubiquitin protein ligase activity
Source: RefSeq, a predicted model, not a curated record
AUCUGAGAUGGCAGAAAUUUCUCCAGAAGGACAAGGCAGAGUGUGAAGAAAUUACAACCAGUCAAAAAGCACAAAAGCAGAGUCAGUAACUCUGUAGUUCAGAUCCCAUAUAAGCCAGGGGAUACCCUGCAUAGCUGCAGAGCCUCUUCCAUCUUCCACAAGAUGAACAUCAUCACUUCGUCGCAGAUCCAAGUGUCCUUCUCUUCAGCUCUUAGGUUGGUCACGUGGCCUUAGCUUGCGACCAACUUGGGUGCCCUGCGCUGCUCUGUUUUAGGCAGCUGGAAGAACAGAGACAAGAUGGGCUGGUAGCAGUUAGCAAGUAUAUAUACUUAAUUUGUAUGUUAUAGCAUUUUCUUUGUGGGUUUUUGUGAAUAAUGGCUGGGAAUCUGCCCGGGGUGGAGUGUGCUCGGAGGAGGCGGAGCGGGGGGUGGUCGGAUUCUCCGGCGGCGGUGGCGACACGGCGGUCUUCCUUUUGUCUCUAUGCAAGCAAACAUGAAACCAGCCACCUCACUUCCUCAUCUACCUCUUCUCCGAGGAGUGCAUUGUACCAGGCAUACCAGGACGAGAAGCUAGGAGGAGUGGCUAGGGAGGCCAAGGAGAGAUUAGAUGAGAGGCUGAGGACAGGGAGGAAAUCAGAAACCAGCAGCAGUAGCAGAAGGCAAAUUUGCAGACCGGAGAAGUCGAGGGAAGCGGGCGGGGACGGCAGCGGAAGGGUAAUGGGUGAGCUGCAGCAGUUGCAGACGGGGGUUUACGGGCAGAAGAAGAGUGGAGGUGGCAGUGGAGGAUCGAAGAGGUUCAGCUGGGCAAAGCUGGGGUGGAAGGCGGCGGAGCAGGAGGAGUGCGCCGUCUGCCUAGAAAGGUUCAGGCCAGGCGACACCCUGGUGCACCCGCCCUGCGCCCACCGCUUCCACUGCAAGUGUCUGGCGCCAUGGCUGGAGACCAACUCCCACUGCCCUUGUUGCAGAAUGGAGAUUCUCCUGCAGACCAUCAAAUGAGAACCCACUCUCUCCCCCCCCCACUGCCUGCUUAAUUAAAUUUCUUCUUCUUUCGUGUUUUUGUUUUUUGUGUUUUACAUGAUUUCUGUGUACGAGCAUGGAUACCAGCCGCUUGGUUGUUUUAAUAAGAGGUAGUAGUUAAUUUGUGUGCA